Messenger RNA from Leptosomus discolor (cuckoo roller), 456 nucleotides. The record is from RefSeq and is a predicted model, not a curated record. NCBI's taxonomy places the organism in Eukaryota, Metazoa, Chordata, Aves, Leptosomiformes, Leptosomidae.
ACACUGCCUUCAUCCAGCGGAGGAGUAAGAGCAAAGGCAGAGACCGGCAGAGACACCAAGUAUCUGCCGAGGGUAAGGCUGCAUAUUGCUGUGCCAGUCUUGAGGUGUGUUUUGCUGCUGUCCUUCACUGAGAUCGUCCAGGUAAUACCCUAGCAAGCAAUAGGAAUGGAUGUCUUUAAGAAAGGUUUCUCCAUUGCUAAAGAAGGUGUGGUGGCUGCUGCAGAAAAGACCAAGCAGGGAGUGACGGAAGCUGCGGAGAAGACUAAAGAAGGGGUGAUGUAUGUAGGUACCAAAACCAAGGAAGGCGUAGUGCAAAGUGUGACCUCAGUUGCUGAGAAGACCAAAGAGCAGGCCAAUGUGGUGGGAGAAGCUGUAGUAGCCAGUGUGAACACAGUGGCAAACAAGACUGUAGAAGGAGCAGAGACCAUUGUGGCCACUACAGGAGUUAUAAAAAAG